GAUUAUUGAUAAUCCCAAAUUUAAAAUUCUACUCCAUUAAGCUACGAUAUUCGUUCUUCAUCUUCUCGACCACACCACUCGCCUCUCUCUGCUCGACCACAUCACCGGAAAAGCUAGUUGCCGCCACCACCACAAAAGCUUUCUCUAUCUCCGUCUCUCUUCUCUAUGCUCUACAGACAGGCUCUCUAAUAUUCCUGGCUCCGCCACUGUGUGCAGAGUCGUUUAUGGAAGAACAAGAUCACAAUCCCAAGAGGAACAACAAACAGAAAAACAACAACAUCACUCUCUUUCUCACCGCUCUUUAAUUUCUGAAUAAAUUAAAUAUUAUGGGGAAAAAGAGCAAGAGCUUUUUCUCAUUUCGCCGUCGCUCCAAAAAACUACAACCACCACAGCCUCCGCCGUCUACGCUCGAAAUCACCGGUUCACCGUCAGAAAAUCCAUUAGUCAAACCGAAGAAAAAAACAGGCGGAGCCAAAUUAUGGAUGCGGUUCGACCGCUCCGGAAAGUCAGAGCUCGUUGAGUGGGAGAAAAACACGAUCAUCCGCCACGCCGCUAUUCCUGCCAGAGACCUAAGAAUUCUCGGUCCUGUCUUCUCUCAUUCAUCCAAUAUCCUCGCGAGAGAGAAAGCAAUGGUGGUGAAUUUGGAGUUUAUAAAGGCAAUAGUAACAGCUGAAGAAGUUUUAUUGCUUGAUCCAUUACGACAAGAAGUUCUUCCAUUUGUUGAACAAUUGAGGCAACAGCUUCCACAGAAGACUCAACCUAAGCUUCUUGGUGGUGGUGGUGGUGGUGAUGAUAAUGUGCCUGAAGCUGCUGAAGGUUUACAAUCCGAACCGCUUCCAUUCGAGUUUCAAGUGUUGGAAAUUGCUUUGGAAGUUGUUUGUACUUAUUUGGAUUCAGAUGUUGCUGACCUUGAGAGAGGUGCUUAUCCUGUGUUGGAUGAAUUGGCUAGGAAUGUUAGUACUAAGAAUCUUGAACAUGUUAGAAGCUUGAAGAGUAAUCUUACUCGGUUGCUCGCACGUGUGCAGAAGGUACGAGAUGAAAUUGAACAUCUAUUAGAUGACAAUGAAGACAUGGCUCAACUAUAUUUGACAAGAAAGUGGUUGCAAAACCAACAAGCUGAGGCUCAUUUGGCAGCCACAACCCCGAACCUUUCAAUUGUUCGACGGCUUAAUUCUACCAGAAGUGGAAGUCUUGUGACUAGCAAUGAUGAUAAUGAUGUGGAGGACUUGGAGAUGUUGCUUGAAGCAUACUUUAUGCAACUGGAUGGAACUCGUAACAAGAUAUUGUCUGUUAGGGAGUAUAUCGAUGACACCGAAGAUUAUGUCAACAUCCAACUUGAUAACCAUAGGAAUGAACUUAUCCAACUGCAGUUGACAUUGACCAUUGCAUCAUUUGCUAUUGCUGUUGAGACUUUGAUAGCCGGUGCAUUUGGUAUGAACAUUCCAUGUACAUUAUACAAAAUAAACGGAAUAUUUUGGCCUGCUGUUGGGAUUAUGACUGCAGUUUCCAUAGUGAUUUUCGUGCUUGUUUUAGCGUAUGCUAAAUGGAAAAAGUUGUUAGGUUCGUAAGUAUCCUUCGUCGUCGGCGAUGUCAAUCUCCGCAGUUAGUGAUUUGCUGAACAUACAGAAAUAAGAUCAAGUCCUCAAAGAAGUUACUAAUGAAGAGUGUUCCAUUAUUGCUUUUGACAUGGUGUGCUUCAUAGCUGAUAUACUAAUUUUCAUUUAGCAGCUGUAUUUGGGUCAAUUAAUUAAAGUUGUAUACAUAAGGCUUGAUCAAUUUAUGUGUAUGGCAAUUGUAUAUGAAUAUUGUGGUCGGAUAGUAAUAUCAACCAUAUAUAACUUCAAAGAGGUUGCUUUCGAAAUA
Messenger RNA from Trifolium pratense (red clover), 1863 nucleotides. Its product is annotated as magnesium transporter MRS2-4. Lineage: Eukaryota; Viridiplantae; Streptophyta; Magnoliopsida; Fabales; Fabaceae. The record is from RefSeq and is a predicted model, not a curated record. Gene Ontology annotation, molecular function: magnesium ion transmembrane transporter activity. Gene Ontology annotation, cellular component: membrane. The transcript is spliced from 5 exons. Gene Ontology annotation, biological process: magnesium ion transport; transmembrane transport. The coding region runs from base 327 to 1568 and encodes 413 amino acids.